Molecule: messenger RNA, 3173 nt
Organism: Amborella trichopoda
Lineage: Eukaryota; Viridiplantae; Streptophyta; Magnoliopsida; Amborellales; Amborellaceae
Product: Plasma-membrane choline transporter family protein
Biological process (GO): transmembrane transport
Cellular component (GO): membrane
Molecular function (GO): transmembrane transporter activity
Source: RefSeq, a predicted model, not a curated record
UUUUCUCUCUCUUACUGAAACCCCACCUUAAACCCUCUCUCUCUCUAUCUAUCAAACACUGCACACUUACUCUCUCUAACUGUCUCUUAACCUGCAAGGGAGCCAACUGCCUCUCUAGGGCAGAUGAACUUUCUCUCUCUAAAUUCUCCAUCCAUAACUUACCUUAUCUCUCUUAUUUAAACCCCACCUACACUCUUGAUCUCUCACUAACACCCCUCACUUUCUCUCUCUAAAUCUCCCUUAAUCUAUAAGGGAGCUACCUGCCAAUCUCUCUCUCUCUCUCUAUCUCCAUGUCCUGGGCAGAUUUGUGGAUCCUUAAGCUGCAAUUUUUUGCAGGCAUUUCUUGAUUUCAAGGACUUUCAUUCUUCUCAUUGUGAAACCACAGCUAUCAGUUACAGUAGCAUCAUUUUCUCUCUCUUUAGUGCUGUGUUGGGACCUUUCACUCCCCUGAAGCUUCAAAACCUGCCUUAAAGCCCCAUUGCUAGGAGUAAUAGUAGGCGCUUUCUCUCUCUAGAUGUCCGAUGCUAUAAGCGGGGUGCCAUGGCUCCCUUCAGGGAGAUAAUUCUUGAGUUCAAGGUGUUCACGCUAUAGUGCUUUCAGUUACACUGCACCCUUUCUCUCUCUCUCUCUCUUCUCUCUCUAACUUUCCUUUGAGCUUUAGGGUUGGAAUUGCACCGAAUCAGUGAGCCUUUAGGGUAAAAUGGGGGGUCCUUUAGGGGCAAUAAUAGGGAGGUAUCCUACAGCUGGAGCUCACUCUAAUGGUGAUCCCCAGCUUGGUGGUAUCAUAAGGCAUAAUAGGAAAUGCAGGGAUUUGGUGUUCCUGAUCAUCUUCAUUGCUUUCUGGGUAGCCAUGAUCGUGAAUUCGAGCUUCGGGUUUAACCAGGGCAACCCGCUAAGGCUCACAUAUGGGCUGGAUUACAAAGGGAAUGUUUGUGGCAACAAGCAUGCAGACCCUGAUCUCCGUGAACUAGAGGUGAGAUAUUGGCUAAACCCAAACCAGGUAUACCAAAGUGGGCUUCGUAAAAGCCAGUUCAAAUUGGGUGAUGCAAGGAGCAUAUGCUUGAUGGAGUGCCCCAGUCCUUCUGAAGAUAUUCUCAAUUGGGUUUGUGAUUACCCUGAGGGAGAUAUCCACCUCUCCAUGGAUGAAUGGAUUGAUAGGAACUAUGAUUACUUUGAGUUUCUCACUCAACCUAUGAGGAACAGUUCCCUUGCGCUUCAAGGCCCUUGCUACCCUAUCAUAUUUCCUAGCAUAAAUGUUUACUGGAGCUGCCAGUUUAUUGCGCAUGCAUCUAAUGCAUCCUUGAAUCACUGGAGGCAGAUGGGUGGGGUUAAUAUCAAUGAAAAUGGUGUAUUGGAAAAAUCUGUCCACAAUGGCAUCAAUUCCCCAUCUGCUGUUUUAAAGAGGUAUGUAGCUGAUAUUGGAAAGGCUUGGCCAGUGUUGAUUGUUUGUGGUGCAAUGGUGCCACUCUUUCUGUCAGUGAUUUGGUUGUUAAUGAUUCGCCAUUUUGUUGGAGCAAUGACUUGGAUUACGGUUGUUCUCUUUAAUGUUCUCAUAAUAACUGUAACAAUGUUCUUCUAUGCAAAAGCUGGGUGGAUUGGGCAUGAUGCUGUCUCUGGUAUCAUUGGGGAAAGUGAUCCGUACUUCAGUGUAACUGGAAGGGAGCUAAAUCAUCUUCGAGCUGUUGCUAUUCUUAUGACACUAAUUAUGGUCAUCACCGUUCUUUCCACAAUUGCUAUUGUUAGGCGUAUUCUUAUUGCAACAUCUGUUUUAAAGGUUGCAGCCAAGGUCAUUGGCGAAGUCCAGGCUCUCAUUAUAUUCCCAUUUUUUCCAUAUACAAUUCUUCUAAUCUUUAUUAUGUUCUGGUUUUCUGCUGCACUUCAUCUAUUCAGCUCUGGUCAAGUACAAAGGAAUGAUUGCAAUGGGGAAUGCUGCGCCUUUGACCUCAAGGCAAACAAGGUUAACUGUGACAAUUGCUGCGGUUACAGCAUUCACUACACUCCUCAUAUUGCAGUAGCUAUUCUCUUCCACCUCUUUGGGUGUUACUGGGCUACUCAGUUCAUAAUCGCAUGCUCAGGCACUGUUAUUGCUGGUUCAGUUGCUUCAUAUUAUUGGGCUCGUGGGGAGACAUCGCAAGAGAUCCCAUUCCUUCCUGUGUUUUCAUCGAUGAAGCGUCUCAUUCGCUAUAGCCUUGGCUCCAUAGCUCUCGGUUCACUUGUUGUCUCCAUUGUUGAGUCAGUUCGUUACAUACUUGAGUUCAUCCGCCGCCGGUUGAAGCACACUGACUCUGCAUCAAGUGGCAUCAUGGGUAGAAUGAUGUCUUGUUUGUCUAAUUGCUGCCUCAGUUGUAUUGAGUGGACCACUAAAUCAGUGAACCGCAAUGCAUACAUUAUGAUUGCCAUCACAGGGAAAAGUUUUUGCAAAGCAUCUGAAAUAGCAACUGGCUUGAUACUAAACAACAUACUUCGCAUUGGCAAAGUGAAUGUCAUUGGUGAUGUCAUCCUCUUUCUCGGAAAGUUGUGCGUGAGCUUGGCAUGUGCGGUGUUUGCAUUCCUCAUGUUGCAUACUCACAAGUACAAAGAUGCACAUAACAAAAUCUCCUCACCUCUUCUCCCUGUUCUGGUAUGUUGGGGCCUCGGCUACAUCGUUGCUUCUCUUUUCUUCGCAGUUGUGGAAAUGGCAAUCGACACCAUUAUCCUCUCAUUUUGCCAGGAUGCAGAGGAGCAUCAAGGAAAUGCCCAGUAUGCUCCACCACUGCUCAUUGAAACCCUAAAUAACCAAAGUGAAAUGCAAAGACUCACACAAUGACCCUUUAUUUCUAUAAAGACCACUACCCAUUUUGCAUCUGCUUUACUGGAGGGUUUGAGUUUCAGUAAAGAGCUCUCAAGCUAUGGCUUCUGUCCCCUUUUUUUUUUUUUCACAAAGGCUUCUUUAUCUUUAUCUCUGUCUGUAUCUUUUUCUGUUUGUAAGUGAAGAUUGAAUAGGGAGGAAAUGCAAUUCAUUUAGGAAAGAGUAGCACACCAGAAGAGAUGGUAAUCCCUCCUUUGUGCUUUAUUUUACCUGUACAGUUGUUUGUUGGAGCCUGAUAUAACUAUGGAUUCUGAUAGGGCUUUCUCAAUGGAUUCUCGCUUUAUAUAAGUGAACUAAUAGACCUCUAAAGAUGAUCUCUAAUAGA